Molecule: messenger RNA, 7468 nt
Organism: Panthera uncia (snow leopard)
Lineage: Eukaryota; Metazoa; Chordata; Mammalia; Carnivora; Felidae
Gene: PPP3R1
Product: protein phosphatase 3 regulatory subunit B, alpha
Exons: 6
Coding region: 4916-5398 (160 amino acids)
Molecular function (GO): calcium ion binding; calcium-dependent protein serine/threonine phosphatase regulator activity
Source: RefSeq, a predicted model, not a curated record
CCCGACUCGCUCCUUCAAGUUCUGGCAUAUUCCAGAAUCCUGGGGAAAUAAUAUGUGGUAAAUGGCUUUUUAUAUAAGACCCACUUUCUCUCCAGAGCUGUUCUUUAUCCCACUCCAUUUUCAAACAGUGAGCCUUGGCAGGAAUCCUGCCACUUCUCCCCUUUUCUGUUAGUAUUUUGCUGCUGUUUGCAGCCUUAUGGGGCUCCUUUCGCUGCUGCUCUUCUUUGCACUAGCGAACCGGAAAGGUCCAAGGUGUAUAUUCAUGAAAACGUAGUCCUACUCGGUCUUUGAUAAAUGGAGAUACUUGUUUUUAAAGCUUCCUUACUGUCAAGGGUUUUUCGUUUUCUUUGUUACCGUCGUAAGUCUCUCUCUCUUGUGGUGGUUGUUUUUGAAUCAUGGCGAUUUAAAUUUGUCUUUCCUUACCCUCACAUUAAUCCCUAGGUAGAAUUCAUUGCUGUAGUGUUUCAAACCGACGCUAGGGGUGUGUCUCCCGCCUCUGUCACCGUGGCCAAGAAAUCAACGACGCCCUUUUAGCCUGUUACCUUACCGGUUCUCUUGCUCCGGGUAGCCGCUGUAGUUUCCUCUUUGCAAUCACGAACUGUAUACGUAGUAGUUAAAGUUCGCAGUGCUUUUCCAUGUAAGAUAUUCAAACAUGGAAUUUGGUGGUUACACUUUUUCUAAAAGUCUUCAAACAGUUGUCAGAAGAUUUUUAGACCGAUUGUUUGACGUUGGGUAAUUUCUUGUAUUGUAUUUCACCCCGUAUGUAGAAAUCAAGUAUUUGAAAAUAGAGUGGUGGAUUAGUGAAGAGAGAAAUUCAGUUGAUUGCAACUUAAAAUCAAUUUGGUGUGAUUGUGAGGGGACAGAGUGAAACUAGAAAAUUCAAGUAAGUCAGCUUUUACUGAAAAUACAGGGCAAAAGAUUAAGUGCACUUUUCAGUGUACUUAAAAUCCAGAUUAAGAACAGACUUAAUAAAUGAUUAGUGAUUUUGAUAUAUAGAGGAAAAUUUUCCUGUCAACUUGGGAGGCUGCUCAGAGACAACUUUGGCCGUCAAAGUUACAAAACUUAGGUUUUUCCAGACUACUACAGAAAGCAGCUUAGAUCAAGGCCCUUCACAGAGCAGUCUUUUUGUUGCCAUAGUUUUUUGGAGUUAGGAAUUGCACUUUAGUGCUUUAAUACCACUUCCUUAUACAUAUAUUUUACUUGACGGUCAGGAUCUUGAAGAUCUUUGGCCAUUGCAGUGAAUGUUUUUACCUGCAUUUCAUUGUGAGGAGUAACGAUCCAACUUUUUGUUGCUUGUGUAUUAUAUAUCAGAAUGCGCUGUUUUCCAAGUAGUUUGCUUGCUUGCUCGCUUGUUUUCUGUAGUGUGUCCCCUCAGGAACCUCCUCUCCCCCUUUUUUUGUUCUUAAAUUUACUUUCCUGGUACUCAGUGUUUUCUUAUCUUUAAAAAUGUUAAGAUUUAUUUUAUGAUGUUUUCUUAUAGGUGAUUAUUUCCCUCUUUCUAGUUUCCUCUUUAGUAUUUAUUUUCUGAUUUACUCUUGGUUCUUUUAGUCUACCAUUCUCUCAAUUCCAUUUCAAGACCUAGUUAAUUUGUUGUGACAGAGGCCUCCCAACUUUAGGAUUAUUUUGGUCUGUUGAAUGUAGUAGCACUGAAAGUGUCAAGACGAUACCUAUAGCUGAAUUCUGCUAUAUAGGAUAUUAAUUAGCUCAAAUAAAUUGGGCUUUGGAGUGAUCUGGUUCACUGUUCUAGUUAAUGGAGUAUAACGUUCUGAAAAUUUUCACUCCCUUUGGAAAACUUUAUUAUAACUCUUACUGAGUAUCAUGAACCUGUUUACAGUUUUGUCAGUGGGUUUUAAUUUAGGAAUUAACUUACAAUAUCACUGAUUAAUUCAAGUAAGGGGAAGGUAAAAAGAUUGGAUUGAACCUAUCAACAAUCUUUUCUGACAGGUAUUUAUUUUAGUUGCUACAUUAAAUAUACUUUAUUUCUUCUUUGCCUAAGAGUUCAGUCUUUCCCUCCCUUCACCUCUUUUUGAAUUUUAAACUGUUGAGCAUCCAGGCGGGAUGAAGAUUUUAUAUCCACAACACACACACACUUGAGUACUGUGCUUCUAGGAUUUUUUCCCUUACUGGUCAGUUGUCUAUGGUAAAAUAAAUAUUUGUUUAUAGAAAUACAUAAAUAGAUAACUUCACCAUUUUUUCUAUAGGUGGGCAUGUGUAUUUAAAUAGAGUACUUCAGUGUUAAUGGCAUGCAGAGGAAUGUAAAAAGAAUGAUAAAAUAGAGUGUUUAGGUCUGUGGGAUUGAAAAGUUUUUGGAGGAGUAAAUUUUUAAGGGCAUUUUUAGAAACUCAGUUAACUUUUCAUGUAUCAGAAAUAGUUUUUCUUACCAUGUACUUAGGAUAAUUUAAAAAUAGGAUUUUAUUUUGGAUGCAUAUAUGAAUAUAGUGCAUAAGUAAUUGGCUUUUCUUUUAAAUUUUGUUUCUUGGGAAACCUUAUAUCUUGUAAAUGACCUUUUUAUAUCUCUGUGUUUUUUAAAAAUGUUAAUUUACUUGAGAGAGAGAGAGAAAGAGCAGGGUAGAGGGGGAGAGAGAGAAUCCCAAGCAGGACCACUCUCAGCAUGGAGCCCCACUAGGGGCUUGAUCUUACUACCACGAGAUCACAACCUGACUCGAUUAUCAAUAGUCAGACGCUCAAACGACUGAGCCACCUAGGUGCCCCUAUUGUUGUGUUUUUAAACUUAUUAAAAUCAUCUCUACAAUGUAUAAAUAGAACUUAAAACAUUUAUUGCUGUCUACGAUACCUGCACUUAGAGUUGCACACGACAUACUCUAAAUCUGUGACAAAGGCUACUUCAACAGCAAAGCAAGCAACCUGUCUUAUGGUCAGCAGAAUUAAAACUGACAUCAGUCAUGAGGAGAAAAUUUCUCUGCUCAUUAUGUUCCACAGUGGAUGAGAAAAUUGAAAAGGUGUAGAUUGCAAGGUAAAGAAGCUAAGGGUCAGUUGGCAAAGCAGUGCGAGGGACAGACAAGUGUGGGAAGGUUGAAGCAUCUGUCAUAGGUAGUAAGGCAAGCAAAAGUACAAGGCAGUAUAAGGAAGUCAGCUUGGGCAAGGAGGAUUAAGUGAGUCAGACUGACCAUGGGCCCAGAGUCUGGGCAAGCAACAGGAUUCAUUCAUAUCACGAAUACUUGUAGAUUUUGUCUCAUGUUCAUUGGUUACUGUGCUUGGUUGUUGAGGAUGUUAAAAUGAUUAAGGCAGGUUUCCUACUGUCAUUUUCAUCUAUAACAGUAGACAAUGCUAGUAGGUGUGAAAAGUUAGCUCUAGUUAUAUGAAUAAUACAAAGUCUGAUAGAAAUUGAGGAAAGAGCAAGAUCAGUUUCUUCUGGGAUAGGGAAAGUUUUAUGAAUCAGGUGACAAUUGAGCUGGGAUUAAAAAGGUUAUUAAGAUUGCAGUAGGCAGAGUUGGAGGCAUCAAGGAAAAGACUCUUUAAAUCCUGGAGAAAGGAAGAGAAAACAUAUAUUUGGAACACUAGUAUUCAAAAUGUGGUUCUUGGGCCAGUAGCAUCAUCUGGGAAUUUGUCAGGCCCUAGUCUGGAGCAGCUGAAUUCAAAACUCUAGGGAUGGGGCCAAGCAGUCUAGAUUUUAUAGCUUUUUAGGUAAUUCUGAAAUAUGCUAACUUUUCAGAGCAACUAUUUAGAAAAUAGCAAGGAAUGUUUUUAUUUAAAUUUUAGUUGAGUAUCUGUUGACAUACCUCAUACUGGCUGUACAAACAUAAGACAUAAUUGUAAUUUCCAAGGAACUUAAUCAAGUGGAAUAAACAAGACAAUUAUGCAUGGUGACGUGCUAUUAACAAACUAAAGUUGGGGGUGCUUAAGAGUACAUAGCAGGGUAGGGGUACCCAGCUGCGUCAGUCAGUGGAGCAUGUGACUCUUGAUCUCCAGGUUGUAGUUUGAGCCCCACACUGGGUGUAGAGAUUACUUUAAAAUCUUUAAGUAAAAAUACAUGGCAGGGGAGAGGCUUAAUCUAAACUGGGAUGAGGAUGAGGCAAUGAGAUGAAUGUCCCUCAGAGGAAGCUUCCUGGGAGAGAGGGUGUCUGAGCAGAGUCAAAGGAUGCGUAUUUAGCCAGUGGGAGAGGUGGUCUGCUUAGAGUAUUUGUUUAAAGCCAUAAGAUAUGCAAGCCUGUUUAGCCUGGUUGGAGGGUAGAGGAUUAGGGUGGAAAGGAGAAAGAGGGUGGUCAGGUAGAUUGAGGCAAGACCAUGGAGGGGCUUGCAUAUCAUAUGGAGUUAACAUUUUUUUCCCUAAAGCCAGUGGGAAGCUAUUAUUUUUAAGAAUGACAUUGUCUCAUUUACUUUUUUAGAGAGAUUAGUCUGGUAGCCAUGUGGAUAAUAAAGUAGAAUAAAAGAAUAUAGGUACGGGGACCAAUUAAGAAAUUAUUACAGUAAUUCAUGUGAGAAGUAAGGACUCAAAAAGAAUGUAGGAGCAGUGCAAAUGGAGAGGAGAGACCAAGUAUGAGACAUUUUAGGAGCAGAAGAUAGGACUUGGUGACUGUUGGAUUGUGGGUAAGGAAAGGGAUGAACCCUGUGUGGCUUCUGGCUUGGGUGACUGGAUAGAUGAUAGUGGUAUCCGUUCAGCAAAUAUUUAUUGAACACCUACUAGGGUAAGAUUCAGUUCUUCAUAUUCUAGGGGUAUAUGAAAAAUGCUGUCCCUGUCCUCAGGAAACUUCCAGUUUGUUGGUAUGACUUGUUUUAUCUCUAGUGUUCUCUCCUCAUUUGGUAAUCAGUGCUUGGAAUGCUAUGUUGCAAGAUUCUAAGUUCGUUAGGAUACAGUGCUGUGAAACAUUAACACUGCCUGCCACAUAGAUAUCAUGGUCUAGGAUAGAAGAAGCUUGGUAUUCUAAAGGGAAAUGAGGCAAGUUAUCCUUUGGAAAUGUGCUCACACUUUGAUGCUGAUGAAAUUAAAAGGCUAGGAAAGAGAUUUAAGAAGCUCGAUUUGGACAAUUCUGGUUCUUUGAGUGUGGAAGAGUUCAUGUCUCUGCCUGAGUUACAACAGAAUCCUUUAGUACAGCGAGUAAUAGAUAUAUUUGACACAGAUGGGAAUGGAGAAGUAGACUUUAAAGAAUUCAUUGAGGGAGUCUCUCAGUUCAGUGUCAAAGGAGAUAAGGAACAGAAGUUGAGGUUUGCUUUCCGUAUCUAUGACAUGGAUAAAGAUGGCUAUAUUUCCAACGGGGAACUCUUCCAGGUGCUGAAGAUGAUGGUGGGGAACAAUCUGAAAGAUACACAGUUACAGCAAAUUGUAGACAAAACCAUAAUAAAUGCAGAUAAGGAUGGAGAUGGAAGAAUAUCCUUUGAAGAAUUCUGUGCUGUUGUAGGUGGCCUAGAUAUCCACAAAAAGAUGGUGGUAGAUGUGUGACUCUUUCUAAAGAGUACCACCCAACACUUUUGCUUUCUUCUCCAUCUCUGAAGAUCUGCUCAAGACGUCCAGCAAUGCUCUCUGUGUAUUUAAAUGGAAGUAUUUUUCUCUGUGAAGCCACAUUUUCCAACACGAGCCUCAUGAAGCCAACUAAGUGUUAUUGAACUCUUAUUCUCUCAAUAACUCAGUGUAGCACUUUAAAGUCUGAAGGACAGCAACAUGAAAAGAGCAUAUCAAUGUGGUGAAGAAAGGGAAGGGGUUGGCUUUUUAAUUUAUUUUUCUUCAUCUUUUAUAACAAGAAAGUAUCUAUAUAUACAUAUGUAAAUAUUUAUAUAUAGAUAUAUGUAGCUUUCUAUAUGUGUAGGUUGGCUUUAAUUUAAUAUACUUGAUUCAGAAGCAAAAUGAUAGAGUACAAAAGUGCCAAGCAGAACAUAAAACAUCCUUACUUUUAUUUCACACAGUUUUAUAUAUAGAUAGAAAGUUGUACAAUUUGAGCCGGGUGUUAGGCCAGCUAUUUUCCUUUUCCUGUGCUUUCUCCUUUGAGAGAUUGACAAAGCAUUUGUUAACGUCCUAUUACUUACCUUAAUUACAUUUUUGUAACAGAGCAGUCUGUAAUUUUCUUUAUACCUAUGAAUAGAUUUCCAGGGACUAGGUCUCAAUGCAGCUCUGCUGCAUCUCUGCCUGAGGAGAAAGUACAGUGCAGUGCUGCCGCCAAGAGCUCCUCCUUGUGUUCCGGCAGGAACCGCACCAAGCUCACGGCUGCUUCGUGGUUACUUCUGAACGAGGAGCCAUUUUCCUUUCUUAAAUGUCCCUGAGUUAAAUGUAAGUUACCAGUUGUGGAAAGGCCGGAAGCUAUCUGAGGCAAUCACGAUUUAUUUUAAGACAUUACUCAAUGAAGAAUACCUGAAGUAAUCAUGGACUACUUAGGAUAUCCAUUCAUUUGUUUCAUUACAUGGGUAACAGUUUGUCAUUAAACUUCUGUUUGAACCGUAAAUUUCUUUUCCGUUUCAGAAGACUUACAGUUAAUCUGAAAAAUUGGUGAUAUUUAAUGUGCAUGUACAUAUCUAAACACCCAGAUUGGUGAUUUAAAUGGAAGAAGUCUUUUUAAUCUCUGUAUGCCACAGAAGAGCAAAAUUGUAUCAAAAUUUAUACCUCUCCUGUUUCUUUACCACAAGGCAUAGAGAGUGCAUGGUGGUUUUCUUUCUUGAUUUGCCCAUAUUUGUAAUGGAUGAUAACUGAAGAAAUGUGUGAUAUAAAAGUAGUGUAUCAUGUUCCACCACUUGAUAUUAUCCCUUCCCUUUUCUGCAAAGGUACUAUUGGCUGGAAGAGAACAUUUUGGUUAGCUUUCUAGGAAAGUAGUCUUCCCCUAUGUAGUUUUUCUAGAAAACCAGUUUCAUAAUCAUGAGUGGAAAAGGGCAGGUUGAAUCAAAGUAAAUGAAUCUUAAAUUGGGCACGCCUGCCUGCCAUCGCUGUUCCUUCAACUGAGUGCUGCACAUCAUGGGCUCUGUCUGUGAGAGAAAAAUCCCGGUGCUUGGUGUCUUUGCAUGACAUGGAGUUUUGCAUGUAGAUCAAUUUAAAAUGUACCUCUUGUUUACAUAAUUUGCAUAAUUUUAAAAGAUAAUGUUGCCAAACUUUGGAAAUGUUAAUGUUCAAACUGAGAAUCUCCACUACAUGUAACUUUCUUCCUCUGGAUCAGUACGUGGCUUAUAAUCCCAGCCAGUGGUUUGAUCUGUUCCAGUGUCAACUGCCAUGUGCUCUGCUUCAAGGGGGAACUAGUCUUUUGUGAAUUUUUUGUACAUAAGUAUUUGUUACAAAUAUUUUAGCAAAUGCUUUCUAUUUCUCUUGCUUGUGCAUAUCUUGGCUGGCGUUACAGAAAAAUAGUGCAAACAUAUUUCCUUACUGGGGAAUGAGGGUUUUUGUUUUUUUUUUUUUUCUUUUUCUUUUUUAGUGGGGGUGGGGGAGGGGUUUAUGUUGAAUGUUUAGUUUUUUCUUCUGCAUGAAACGUCAUGUUGUGGGAUCUUUAGAAAACUUCAUACUGUAUGAAUAAGAAAAUAAAAUAUUUGAAACUUG